AUGGGCGAAUCAACGGCAACGAGCGGAGGGACCGCAUGGUUUGUCGUCUUAUACGCCCGCCCUUCAACGCGAAAGCACAAGAAAUGGGAACUAGACGGUUUUAUCGAGUGUCCCUCGAACGGCGAAUGUUUACUCUGGGAUGACGGGAAGCGUAAUGUAGUAUCCAGAUCUACCUUGACUCCUGCAGAAAUCGCCAACAUUCGCGAUGGUGACGAAUUUGGUUUUGGUGCCUAUGAAGUUCAAAUCCAAGAGGCGAUGGCGGCUCCCAGACCUCCAGUACCAGUAAUCAAGCCAGCAACCCCUCAACUCCAACCACUAGCAACGCGGAAUCCAGCGAAGCGCCCUCUCGAUGACGGGCUGGACCUGAAUGCACCUCCAGUAAAGGCGACUCGCGGCUUCGUCUCCCCAUUCGCCAGUGUGCAGGCUAAGGCUAACAAUUGGCAUUUGGAUGAAAAUGAGAAAUCUGCGUACAUCGAGGGAAGGAUUGCGAACAAAUUGCGCGAACAUCAGAGGGACGGAAUUCUGUUUAUGUACGAACGGCUGACGAAAUGUCCCGGAGGUGCUAUUCUGGCUGAUGAUAUGGGGCUGGGGAAGAGCAUUCAAACUAUUUCGACCUGUCUAGCGUUACUGAAGAACAACGCAAUCGCAGUCAAGUCGCCAGCCGAUUUUUCCACCUAUUCCUCUUCCUGCACGGCCUACCCGUUCCUGAUCUGCAGCUACGACAUGGUUUUACGGCAUCACGGCCGAUUGGCGCCUUUGAAUUUUGACGUUUUGGUGUGCGACGAGGCGCAUCGACUAAAGAACCCGGAUGCGAAGCUACGAACUGCGUUGGAGUCAAUAGGUGCGGAGCGUCGCUUGUUGCUUACCGGAACACCGCUGCAAAACGAGCUGUGCGAGCUCUAUUCCUUGCUCGACUUCACUCAACCGGGCCGACUUGGAACUUCUGCCGAGUUUGCGGCGUUGGUCAAAGAGAGU
Messenger RNA from Mesorhabditis spiculigera, 975 nucleotides. NCBI's taxonomy places the organism in Eukaryota, Metazoa, Nematoda, Chromadorea, Rhabditida, Rhabditidae. The record is from the annotation of a GenBank genome assembly.